This is a messenger RNA of Terrapene triunguis (Three-toed box turtle), 948 nucleotides long. RefSeq names its product transmembrane and immunoglobulin domain containing 1 (gene TMIGD1). The record is from RefSeq and is a predicted model, not a curated record. NCBI's taxonomy places the organism in Eukaryota, Metazoa, Chordata, Testudines, Emydidae. Gene Ontology annotation, molecular function: cell adhesion molecule binding. Gene Ontology annotation, biological process: cell-cell adhesion. Gene Ontology annotation, cellular component: cell-cell junction.
AUGUAUAAUUAUCCCAUGCUGGCAGUAUUCAUAGACCAUGACUCUCUAUCCAACAGAUCCCACCUGAAUAGAUCAGAGAUGGCCCAGAAAAGCCGCCUACCUGCCCCUUAUGGAGUACCUGUCCUUGCAGUUUUACUUUUGCCGUGUCUAGUCACAGGUGUGGAGCUGGCUAUAAACAAUAGUUCUGAUAACCAAAUACUAUCCACAAAGCCCGGCCGUGAUGAGUCCCUGUGGUGCAGUGUACGUAACAACAGCAGGGCGGAGGAAUUACGCUGGUACCGAGGAGACGGGACUGUGAACUUGAAAGAUGGAAAUAAAAUGAAUACCACUAACAUCUGCAUACUUCCAGUCUCUAAGACCGACAAUGGAGUCAGCUUUACCUGCAAGCUGGUGCGGAACGAGUCCAUUCAGAUCUCGGUGACUCUGGACGUCCAGUUUCCCCCUCUCCUAACUGGGGAAGACCCUCCUCCAGUAGAAGAAAAGAAUGAUGUGAAGCUGACUUGCAAUGUGAAUUCCAACCCUCAAGCUGAAAUGGUUUGGUAUAAAGACAACAGCACCCUGACCCUGAAGAAAGAUCGCUAUCAGAUAUACCAUACUAGUGAGGUCUUCCAGCUGACUAUCCAGAAAGUAGAAAAAUCUGACAAUGGAACAUACACCUGUGAGGCUAAAUCUGUUCUGGGAGAGAUGAGAAAGGAGUUCCACCUGACAGUUGAAGAUAGAAAACCGGUUUUUCCCUUGGAGGCCAUUAUUGCUGCCAUCGUGGUGGUUUUACUCACUGUAAUUUUUGGAAUUGUGGCUCGAAGAGAAAAAAUAUUUAAGUGCUUCAAAAAGACAAAAGAAACACCAAGUGAAACAGCUCUGUGAAGAAAUCCUGAGGUUACUGUGUGCGCCUAAGAAGCACCAUCUGUAGCAGGACAUAUGCCCUUGUGUUAAGGGAUGGGAUUAGCC